UGGAGCAAUAAAAAACAGCGCACGCGCUGCGAGCCACGUCUGGCUGCCCUUACGGGCCGUCCCCGCGAAGCUUGUCUGUGGUUUUGCCGUCUUGGCAGAUCGGAUCCCUCGCCCAAUAUGUUACAAUCGUUUGUUGUUGUACUGCUAGCCGGCCUGGCCACGACCGGCCUCACCGCGCCCGCCCCCACGCCCACCACCACGCCUGUCGCGACGCCGGCGCCGCGAAUCGCCAACGGCCUCGCGCCGCAAGUGCGGGCCCCUGAGCCGACGCCGCCGCCGCGGGCGCAGGGCCUCAGCCAGCGCGGCCUCGGCGACGACGUCAAGAGCUACGUCGACGGUCUCAUCAGCGACGUCGGCAGCAAGGUCUCGUCGUUUGUCAACUCGGGCAUCCUCGACUUCCCCAAUGGCUUCCCCACGGGCUCGCAGGUCGAGAAGUCGGCCGGUGUGUCCAAGACGGACCUGGACGCGCAGCCGACGCAGGUGCUCAACCUCCCGGCGUACGCGAACUGGACGAACAAGGGCUGGAACGUCCGCGUCCACGGAAAUGUGUACAAGAUCCCCAACAUCACCCAGAAGAAGAUUGACGACCUCGCCAACGUCUUCCUCAUCGACACGAGCGUCGACAAGCUGUCCCCGACGGAGCAGGAGCAGGCGCGCAACUUGACGCGGUCCAUCUUCGUCGUCCAGCAGGGCGACGAGAACGUCACCAUCGACUUUGUCAACGACGUGUCGGUGAGCCCUGACGAGACAGGAGGCGCCGUCAAUGCUGAAGGUGGCGCGCAGAGCGUCAAAUUGCCGUAUAAGACGACGGCGGAGGGCGACUUCGACGUCUUCCUGGAGUUACGCAACACGACCGGGCCAAAGGGCGGCCACCUGAUUCCCGGAAACGAAACGUCGCGCAUCCAGACGCUCAACAUGUACGCUAAUGGUACCAACAGCGGCAACGCGACGGCGUAUCUCGUGCCGCCGACCGGCAUGACCGUCAUCUCGGACAUUGACGACAUCCUCCGCGUGACCAAGAUUUACCAGCCCAAGGAGGGCCUGCUCAACACGUUCGCGCGGCCUUUUACUCCCUGGAUGGACAUGCCUGCAGUCUAUGCGAACUGGUCAGAGUCCAUCGACAACAUGCACUUCCACUACCUCACCACCACACCCGAACAGGCGACGCGCAACUACAUGGACUUCAUCUACAAGACGUACCCGCUCGGCUCCUUCGAUACGCGGCCGCUCAACUUUUCCGAUGUAUCGGCGACGCUGCACAUCCGGAGAUUCCUGCUCGACAAAAUCUUCCACACGUUUCCCCAAAGAAAGUUCGUCUUGGUUGCCGACACUUCCAACAGCGACGUGAUGAAGGCGUACCCUGCGCUCUACAAGGACUACCCGGGCCAGGUCCAGUGCAUCCUGCUGCGCAACACAAGCUCCACGGAUUCGGGCGACAAAUUCCCCUACGACACGUCUGGAUUCAAGGACAUUCCGCAGGAACGGUACAUGUUCUUCAGAGUACCAGAUGACCUGACCCGUCUCGACAUCGCCAACGGGCAUUGCUUAAACAGCACCAUUCCGCAGAACGUGACGUUCAAGGAACAAGGCCUGCCUUUUGGGCUUGGCCAAGGCAGCGGGGCGGGCCGGCAUGGCUCGAUCCCGCCGAUCUUUGCGAUGGCAGUUGUGCUGGCCGCAACCAUUGGGGCGGCUCUGAUGUGAUGACACUUUUGGAAGACGCUCGGCCGCGGAGGAAGCGUCGUGAUUGAAGGUGGGCGCGUGCUGUUGAUGGUUGUACGUACGCUGUUGGAUAUCUUCGCCCCUGUGACCUCAUUGCUGUUCUUGUUCUCCUUUUCCCAUUUGUUGGCUCGAUGCACGGCUGCGCAUCUGCAAGGCUCGAACGAUGUGUCGAUUGCAUGGCCCGGAUGGCAUCCCCGUGGACCGCUGUGCCAAUACAGCGCCAGUGAGAGGGCGGUCUGCAGGCACGGUCAGAGGCAGUUGGCGAUGGCGGCAGAUGACAGGACGGGGUCUUGGAGAGCAAGGCCCUCACCGGUCAUGCAAGUGGCCAGUGUUAGCUCACGUCAAAGUACCGAUACUUCCCCGUUCUAGCCGCUGCGGGUCGGCACCACGGCUCGUGAGAUCGGACUUGGGAACGGGGCCGCCGCUCUUCAACAUGUACUGUACUUAUUUCUGCUUUCCACCAUUCAACUUAUUUCCCAGC
This is a messenger RNA of Purpureocillium takamizusanense, 2200 nucleotides long. RefSeq lists its product as uncharacterized. The record is from RefSeq and is a predicted model, not a curated record. Gene Ontology annotation, cellular component: actin cortical patch. Gene Ontology annotation, molecular function: phosphatidate phosphatase activity. The coding region runs from base 118 to 1701 and encodes 527 amino acids. Lineage: Eukaryota; Fungi; Ascomycota; Sordariomycetes; Hypocreales; Ophiocordycipitaceae. The transcript is spliced from 3 exons.